UCUACUUAGUUACUAUAAGUAUAUUCCAGCACAGUCUACUCUACUGACUCUACCUCUAGCUAUAAGUUACUAGAAUCUAGUAGUAAACUCUAGUUUAUCAAGUAUAUCUACUCUGACUAUAGUCUAUAACACGACUACUCAACUACUGUAUUAACUAAUAGUGUGUGUACACUGUAUAGAUCUACAUCUAGUAUUUAUGUAUUAAUAAGUUACUGGAUGCAGAAUUCUAUACUAGUGACUAUAUCUAGACUACAUAAAACUAGAUGUACAUACAUUAGAUUUAGAUCAGUUUGAUUGAUUUAUUUUGUUAGCUUGAUUAACAUUCAUAUUUAUAAUUAGAUCAUGACUCUACUAUAUGUCUAUAGUCUAUAUUAAUAGAAAAAUAGAUCUAGAUAGCUUUUUUUUUUUUUGGUUUAAGUUUAAUGAGAUGGGGUAUUUCAAUCUCAUGAAAUUAAAGCUGCUAAUCAUGCUGAUUGCUAUCAUUAUUAUCAUACUCAUGCUUUAUGAGUAUGAUUAAAAUGCUGAUUUGACAGAACAUCAUGAUCAUCAUGCAGCCCAGAGUGCCCAGACCAUUGCUAUGUAGUCCUUUAUUUAAUUCUAUGAUGAAUCUAGGCUACUUACAUUUUAUAUAAUUACUAUUAAAAAUAUAUUCUAAUUCAAUGUUUAUCUAAUUUAUCUAAUUACUAGAUUGUCUAGGUCUACAAUAGAAUAUCUACUUCAAUGUUUAUCUAAUUACUUGAUCUACAAUACAAUCUACUAUCAAAUAUUACUCAAGAAUUAUUUAAGAUUUUCCAUUGGAUUAUUCACUUACGCACCCACAUUCUUUUAUCUGAUAUCAUGCCAAGACAAAGAAAAAGAAAGCUUUCAUCCUGUACAAAUGUUGAAGACACUAUUUUGUACAAAUUCCUUUAUGAAAAUUUUAAUUAUUCUGAACUUUCACCAGAUGACAAUAAUAAACUAUGCUUAAAAGGACAUGUCCUCCUAAUUUAUAUGCAAAAUCAGUCCUCCCAAACAUCCACAGCAGAAAUUGUUGCUUCAACUUUUGGAUUCCCAUUUAAUCCAUGUUUAAUUUCAAAAGUUCAUUAUUUAACUGAAUGCACCAUUGCAAAGUAUAAAAGUAAUGUAACAAAAUAUUUGUCAGAAAUUCAAAACAUUUGCUAUCAAAUAUUUUACCAGUUACCUAGCACAACUGCUCCUAACUCUGAUUUAACUCCAACAAAAGCUAUACAACCAACUGAAAUAAAUCCUGUUUCAUCAAAUUUAAGAAGCAAUGAUGAAUUAACCCCUCGUAGAAGACAUUUAAAAAGACGACUUUCUUUUGUGUCCCAGGCAAGAAGUGAAGACAAGAAUAAAUAUAGGAAAAAAAUAUGUUUAUUAAAAUCUCAAAUUAACUCUCAGCCUAACCUUAUUAAAAAUCUUAGACGGUCUGUUCACCGAAAAAAAUGAGAGGAUUAGUCACUUGUUAAAAAAAUUGCACAAAUAUGAAAUUGAUUCUGGCAAACGUUUUUUAAAAUGUAAAAAAUGUAUUUGGCAAACAAAAAAGCAUCAAGAGAUAUUAAAGAAAAUGAAAUCAUCAUUUAAUAAAGAAUUGGCUGUGAAGGACGCUAUCAUAACAUCUCUUCAAAGUGAUAAACUACUUCUUGAAGAUGAACUUAAAGAACUAAAAGAAAAUAAAGCUAGGUCCCUUAAAAAAAAUAAUAAAACAUAUGAUGUUAUGACAAGGUUAAUGUUUUUUAAUUGUCUUUUAUACCAGGCCCCAACCUCUUCCAUCUCCCCUAUAGUUAGUAGUUUAUCACAGAGAUUGGGUGUUCUUCUUGAUUGCGUCCCUCACAGAACAUCAGUAGACAACUUUGUAAGAGAACUUGGUGUUAUUUCAGACCUACAAGCCGCUGAAGUUGCCAUGAAAACACCACAUCUAACUCUUGGGUUUGAUUCCACAACCCAAGAGGGUGUACUUGUCAAUUCAGUACAUCUCACCACUCCAACUGAUACUUUUGUUAUAGCUUUAGAUCAGUUGAGUGGUGGGAGGGCUGAGGACUAUGAAAAACACUUAAUUGAAUCAAUAAAAAAUUUAGCAUAUGCUUACUCAGAUUUUCAUAAGAUAGAGUUUUCCACUUGUCAUAAUGAAAUUAUCAAAAAUAUUUCCAACACUGUGUCAGACCGGGCAUCAGUGAAUCAUGCUUCCAUAGUUAAAUUAAAUGCAUUAUGGGGUAAAACCUUAAAUGAACUUAAUUGCCACCUGCACCCACUUGAUAGUAUUUCAAAAGGCUGCAGGUUGGCACUUAAGUCCCUGCAGACAGAAAGGAGCAGCCUUAUUGGGAGUGACUGCAUAGCAGGCAACAUUGUCUUACAAAUAGACAAACUCAGGUAUCGAGAUGGAAAGGGUGACCCCAAAAAUUUUAUUUCCUUUCUACUUAAUGAAAAUUUACCGAAGGGCCUUAUUCCACGGUAUAGGGGAAAUCGUUUGCAUGUGUUUUUCCAUACUUGUGGAAUAUUGGUCCUUCAUUAUGACCAAAUAUUAUCAUUUUUAAAAUCCCCUGCCCUUUCCUCUGGAUCGCUGAUAAGUUGCCUGCACAGUGACCUCAAUAGUGAAACUGGGAAGAAACAACUUUUUGUUAUGGGUAUGGUAGGGAAACUGCUGACAAGCCCUUGGAUGAAAAAAUUUUACAUUGCGCCUGGUGCGCAAGCUGUUUCUCAUCUUGGGGCUGUCACAGUCAUUAAAGAAGUUCUAGCCCAAGUAGAUCAAUGCCUUAGUAAUCCCUUUAGUAUUUUUACAAGAAACCUAGACUUCUUUGGUGAAAUCCUUGAUGUUAAUGAUCCCAUACUGGAGGUUCUUUUGCUCUGCCCUCAAGAUAAGGAAGUUGAAAACAUGAUAAAAGCUAGUCUGUCUUCUAUUGCAGAAACUAUCAAUAGGCAGUAUAAAAGGUAUCUUAGUAUGAAUGUGUCUGAUCUGAUGAGCACCCAGACAGAAUCUGCUAGGCUACAUAACAUGGAUUCUGAAGAGGUGAUUGGCAUGUUUAGUGCAGCCAAGAAAAAAGCACCAAAUGCAACGAUGUGCUACAUGUCCUCUAGAAUCCGUUCCCUAAAGAACAGAACUGUAGCCUAUCUAGAUUCUCUGAGUGUCUCAGAUAUGACUGAAAGGGUGACUUGGGCCAUUGGUGUCUCUCGCAGUAGGAGGCAGGCUAAUCGAGUGAGGACGUCAGAGGUGACUAAGGAGAUUGCUCUGAGGGCGGAGCAAAAAAACCAGGAGACAGAACAGAAAGAAAGAAAGAAAAUUGAAAAACUUUUAAGACAAGACAAUUACAUUGACAAGAUUAAGGAACUGAUUACUAACGUGACUGAACAGACUUGGAUGGAUGUGCAGGAAUUGUUAUCUGGAAAUGUUAUUGACAGGUUGAUCUGUCACUAUUGGUACAGUGCAGGCCCUGUAUUAUAUAGUGGCAGGGUAAAGGGACUGAAAAAAGGAAUGAAAGAUGUAUAUUUGGUAAAAUAUUGGCUGGAUGAUGAGGAUGAGAGUAGAGGGGUUGACUAUGACAUGAGCAAGUAUCAGCUUGCCUGUGACAUACUGUUCAAAGACUUGACAUUACUGUAGAAUAGUAUUUGUUAACAUCAAGGAUUUUUCCCUACCCAUUGACAAAAAUGUUCCAGUUUCACUUCUGUCUGACUAACAGGGAUUCUUUAUAAUUGGGUGGUAAAACAAUUCACAUACUAAUAUAACACACUAAUAAAUCUGUUAGCUAAUCAUCAGUGACUAAUACAUUUCACUAAAAUAAAUACUUUUAUAAAAUUUUCAAACUGUAAAGUUUAUGUCAUUAAUUUUAAACAUAUUCUAUACUAUUAUAAAAUUAACUAGAGGUAAACAUAGUCUUAAUACUUUUAUACUAUUUUUUUUUAAGCUUUGAAAUAUUUAAAAUAAAAUAGUACCUUAAUAAAAAAAAAUAUGUAAAUAAAACUAUCCAAUUAUGAAGAAUGAUCAUUAUUUUUUUUUUUUUUUUGUUGUUGUUUUCAACAGAAAAGUAAAUCCCCUAUUUCUGUAAAUUUGUAACAAAACAUUUGUGUUGGGAUUUUUUUUGAUAAUUUGAUUAUUAUUCAUUUUCUUCAUGCAACUAUAAUUUUUAAAAUUAUAAAACCUACAUAUUGUUUAAAUUUGUUUUCCCAUUGCAUCACAUGUAAUACUGCAAAGUUUAAAAUUAAUAAUGCUACCUUAUAAGUGUUUCUCUAGUCCUCCCAGUAGAUCUGAAAUAACACCAGUUGUUGUCUACUUGUACUUUACAUUUUUUUUUAUUGCGCUUUUUUUUCUAACACACUAUUUUGUUUUAUAUCAUCUAAUUAAAUAAUUAUCAAAUUUAAUAAAGCCAAUUAACUAUUUUUCUUAGCUAUUUUUACUAUACAUGGUACAUCAUCACUUUUUAUAUACUGUUCCAUUUUAAAAUUGUAUUGAUGGUUCAUAAACAAUUAAUUUAAAUAAUGUGUAAUGUAAAGCCAUAACUUAAAAUUAAAAUAUUUAAUAAUUUUUAUAAAUAAUAAUAUUAUUAGUUUUAUAAAGUUGUCUUCACUUCAAGUUUGUGACUGUAAAGAUAUGCAAACUUUCCUUUUUAUAUUCAUGUGUACCAUUCAAUAUUAAGUUUUUUCAAACACAAAUCAUCAUAUUUCCUAUUAACCUUUUAUCUCUCAAACAUUUAACUAUCAUAAAAAAACAACACUUUUUUUCCAAUCCAUUUAUCAUUAACCCUUCAUUAAAUUACACAUUUAACCCUUCAUAAAUUCCCACAUGUGCCUUAUACUUUCAUGAUGUCCUUCAACUACUUGCAUGUAAUCAGAGUUCCUUCGGCACCAUUUACUUCAUCGUCAUCCAUUACAUAAUAACUUGCAUGUCAUCAGAGUCACUACUGCACCAACAAAUAAGCCACCAUUGACUUCAUCAUCAUUAUGUGCUGCUUACUUGCAUGAUAUCUGCUUUGCUACGCUUGUAACAAAAAGAAGCCACCAUUUACUUUAUCGUCAUCCAGUACACACAAACUUGCAUGUCAUCAGAGUCACUACGGCAUCAACAAAUAAACCACCAUUGACUUCAUCAUCAUUCUAUGCUGCUUACUUGCAUGAUAUCUGCUUUUCUAUGCUACUAACACACAGAAGCCACCAUUCAUUUUAUCGUCAUUCAGUACUGACUAAUUUGCAUGUCGAGUCCCUAUGUCACUAACAAAUAAACCACCAUGGGCUUCAUCAUCAGUUGGUCGAACUUAAUUUCUAUGUUAUCGCAUUCAUCUUCUACGUUAUCAGCACAAAUCCAGCAAUCGUUUAUGCCUUGCCAUCUUACCAUGCUAUACUUAAAAAUUAACAUCAUAUUAUCAAUUUCCAAGAAAAAUGUAUAAAAUCUUGUGCCAUGGUUUCCCAUUGCUUCAAUGUUAAGUGAAAACGCGUCAAAAUUGUGUGUAUUUUUUUAUCUAUUGGACCCAUAAUAACAUUCUAUACCUCAUUGGAAAGCUCAGAACAAGAUCUUUAAUAAUUUAUUAUCCAAAUUAAAAAAAAAAAAAUUUCAACAAUUUUGUCACAUAC
Molecule: messenger RNA, 5556 nt
Organism: Biomphalaria glabrata
Lineage: Eukaryota; Metazoa; Mollusca; Gastropoda; Planorbidae
Exons: 2
Coding region: 1565-3592 (675 amino acids)
Source: RefSeq, a predicted model, not a curated record